GAUUUCAGGAGUAGGGUUAGUUGCGAUUAGCGGGAUAAUAGAAGAAAAGGUAUUAAAACGCGAUUUUAGCCUUAGGGGAAAAUUUUGAGAAUCGAAAGCGAGAGGUGGCGCGGCUCGGCGGGAGAAAGGAUUUUCCAGAAAGCAUCGGGGCGAGGAACUGCGUUGUUGAAUUGGGUGGGAAUGGAUAUUGGAGCAAGUAUCGAGAGCUCGGGGGAGGCGAAGAAAUCUAAAUCGAAAACACCCAGGAAGUCUAAAGAUGCACAGCUUCUCAAGCAGAAAUCUCCAGCCGAGUUCUUUGCUGAUAACAAGAAUAUUGCUGGAUUUGACAAUCCAGGAAAAUGUUUGUACACUACAGUGAGAGAGCUUGUAGAAAACGCACUUGAUUCAGCUGAGUCAAUCUCUGAACUUCCCUUCAUAGAAAUAACAAUUGAAGAAAUUGGGAGAAGCAAGUUCAACUCCAUGAUUGGUCUAGCUCAUCAUGAACGUGUUGAUGAAGCACUGUAUGAUGAUUUUGAGACAGCUAAGGCUCGGGAGAAAAGACUUGCCAAGGAAGCUCGUCUUCAAGAGAUUCAGGCAAAGAAUGCUGCUCUUGGGAAGAAAGGCAAAGCACCGGCUGCAGCAAAGCCGGUAAAAAGUCGUGAAGCCUCUUAUUACAGGGUCACUUGUAAGGACAAUGGAAGAGGAAUGCCACAUGAUGAUAUCCCAAAUAUGUUUGGACGAGUUCUCUCCGGAACAAAGUAUGGCUUGAAACAGACGCGUGGAAAAUUUGGACUUGGUGCAAAGAUGGCACUCAUUUGGUCGAAAAUGAGCACAGGGCUUCCCAUUGAGAUCCUUUCAUCAAUGAAGAGCCAGGGUUUUUCAUCAUUUUGCAGACUUGAUAUAGAUAUCAAUAAGAAUAUUCCUCACAUUCAUGUACAUGAAAAAAGAGAGAACAAAGAAAAGUGGCACGGAGCUGAAAUCCAGAUAGUGAUCGAGGGAAAUUGGACAACAUAUCGUUCCAAAAUACUGCACUACAUGCGCCAAAUGGCUGUGAUUACACCAUAUGCACAAUUUCUUUUCAAGUUUCUCUCGGAAUCUCCUGAUAAAAAUGUCACUGUAAGAUUUGCAAGGAGAACAGAUAUUAUGCCUCCAGCUCCUCUUGAGACCAAAUACCAUCCGUCAGCAGUGGAUUUGCUUCUGAUAAAAAGACUUAUUUCAGAAACAUCAAAACAAAAUUUGUUGCAGUUUCUUCAACAUGAAUUUGUGAAUGUUGGUAAAGCCCAUGCCGAGCGUUUAAUUGGGGAAAUGGGUACAGAUUUUAGUCCAAAAAUGCCGGUUAAAUCUCUAACCGCUCAGCAAAUUGUCCGCAUACAUCAGCUGUUUCGUCAAGCGAAAUUUGAUGACCCCAGCGGAGAGUGUCUUAGUCCUGCCGGAGAAUACAAUCUACGAUUAGGGAUUAUAAAAGAGCUGCAUCCAGAUAUGGUUGCCACCUACUCGGGAAGCGCACAAGUUUUUGAAGGCCAUCCUUUCAUGGUCGAAGCAGGGCUUAGUUUGGGCGGAAAAGAUGUGAAACAAGGCCUAAAUAUCUUUCGAUUCGCUAACCGUAUUCCACUUCUUUUCGAGCAAGGAGCUGAUGUUGUCACCAGAACUGCUGUAAAGAGAAUAAACUGGAACAAUUACAAAAUCAACCAGACACAAGACAAGAUCGGCGUCUUUGUGAGCAUAGUAAGCACCAAAAUUCCUUUCAAAGGAACCGGGAAGGAGUACAUUGGCGACGACAUCACAGAAAUAGCUUCUGCUGUCAAGACUGCGAUUCAACAAUGUUGCAACCAGCUAAAGAUGAAAAUAGUGAAACGAAUACAGGCCCGUGAGCAGCAAGAGAGAAAACGAAGCUUAAACAGGUACAUCCCGAGCGCCACAGGUGCUAUAUAUGGGGUACUAAAAGAAAUGUCACGAUCUCACGCCUCCAAGAAAAGACGGAUUGAAGACAAGGAUGAAGACUUGUUGAGACAAGUUUCGGCUAAGUUAGUGACAGAAGAAACUUUGCGGGAAAAGCUUGCCGAGCAUGUUGAACAGGUCGACUAUGAGAUGGCACUGGAAUACGCGACCCACGCCGGCGUUAAUGAAGAACCCAGGGAAGAUAUAUACAUCCCAGCACUGGAAGGUGAGUAUAAAUUUACAGAUUUUUACAGCCCUGUGUUUGUGUUCAGAUUGGUACAUUAAUACAUACAUAUAUUCAUCAUCCCUUCCUUUCUUGCCGUUUCUGUACUGCAUUCAUGGUUGUAAAAGACGAUCAAUAUGAUUAUGAUUGUGAUUAUGAUCAACAGCACUGUAUUAUUAUU
This is a messenger RNA of Andrographis paniculata, 2321 nucleotides long. RefSeq names its product DNA topoisomerase 6 subunit B. The transcript has 19 exons. Gene Ontology annotation, molecular function: ATP binding; DNA binding; DNA topoisomerase type II (double strand cut, ATP-hydrolyzing) activity. The record is from RefSeq and is a predicted model, not a curated record. Gene Ontology annotation, cellular component: cytosol; small ribosomal subunit. Lineage: Eukaryota; Viridiplantae; Streptophyta; Magnoliopsida; Lamiales; Acanthaceae. Gene Ontology annotation, biological process: DNA topological change. The coding region runs from base 181 to 2202 and encodes 673 amino acids.